GGGGGUAGGUGCUUUGCUCAAGGGCAUUUCAUCCAUUGAUGGUAUGGCUGAUGGCUUUCAAAACAUCUCUGAAUGGGGCAACAGGCUGUUUAUGUUGGGUACAACAGGAGCACUUUCAACACCCCGUGUUCACACUCCUCCACUGUCCUGUUCUCACUGCGGAAUUUCUCCAGAGAUUGGUCUUUUGGCUAAGACAGGGGUAAGGAGACCUGUUGGCAGCAGUCAGAAUAGGGACAGCCCACUGAUACACACGUUAAGUCAGAACAACACUGUUUGCAAGGAGGAUGAGAGGUCAACAAAGAUGGACCAAUCAAAAGGUCACUGGAGUCAGGGUGCAGGAAUUUAUCUUCUGAAAUAAGUGAGACUGUGAAGAGUGUCAACUUCCCUCAUCUGCCCACAAGACGUCAGCAGAUACCCAGAGCAGGCUUUUGUGGUGCAGCAAUUAAACAACCAACAAAUGGCAAACAAAAAGUCUUAAGAGUACAGACCAUCCAUAAACGAAACAGAUUUGGAGAGACACACCUCCACCUUGCUGUGAUGAAAGGAGAUCUUCAGUCUGUAAAAGACAUGAUUGAAGCUGGUGCCUCUGUCAACCUGGCAGAUAAUGCAGGUUGGACCCCACUUCAUGAGGCAGUAUUAGGACAUAAUUACACCAUUGCAGAAACUCUGCUUAAAGCUGGAGCCCUAGUCAAUUCUCUAGGAUAUGAAGGAAUCACACCUUUACAUGAUGCAGUACUACUUGGAAACUUAAAGCUUGUUCGUCUGCUGUUAAAGUGGGGUGCUGAACCGUUACUGAAGAAUCAGAAGGGAGACAAUGCCAUAGAUCUCAAUCAGUGUGGGAAUAUAGAGAAACUACUGAGAACAUAUGCAACUAAGGGUUGUAGAAGGACAAGACAGUCUGCUGCUUUUGAUGAAGCAGAAAAAGACCAGCAGACCAGUGAACCUGAAGUUUGUCCAGACUCGGAAGAUGCAGCCAAAGUAGAUGGCAGUUCCUCUGCCAAUCCUGAAGUAAAAUCAUCAGCUCAAACUUUGCCCCCACUAAGAGACCCAAAAAAAGACUCUGAUAAUGAUGGCUCUGUGCCUCUUCAAGAAAGAGAGUCUCCAGGAUCUGAGACCGCAUCCUGCCCAGACAGUGAUCUCGACAGUGAUGUCACUGUGGAUUACAUUGAGACUCGGUCACCUUCACCUGAACACUGGGUUUUAAGUGCUACUCAGGAUUUCUCUGGAGCCACAGACCGAGUAAGCGUUGACACAGUCAGGGAAAAUGACAACACCAUGAAUGGGGAGCUUCUUGUAAAUCAGAGUGUGGUUUCAGGCGCUAAUGAAACAAACCCAAAUCAAAGGAAAGAUUCAUGCCGGGAAACCACAGAUGAAGCAGUCUUGGGUGGUUCUAGAGAUGAUCGUGAAAAUGAUCUUGUGGAAGAGAGCAAUUCUGAAGUCGCGAAAAAAAGGUUGCAAAGAAUGACAGUGGCGAGCGAUCAAAACUUUUUAGAUUACUUGCUCAACUUUGACCUGAACGGUGUGUCUGUUGUAAACAGUGGAAUUGACAGCAAGACUAACGGAGGUACUCUACUGAGCAAAAAUGUAUGUAAGAAUCCCUCUUCUGGUCCUGCAUAUUGUUCACAUGAUCAGAGUAACAUGUAUCAGGAAUGCAGUUUUCCUGUACUUACAUCCUGUCAAAUUGAAGUCAGUGGAUCGUGUGCAAAUGAGCAAUCUUUAGCCUCAGAAGAAUCUACUGAAUCCAGUGGAUCUCAGUCUCUCCUUAUAGGGCUAAUUCGUGACCAGGGACUUACCUGCAGUCUUGAGCCUCAGGUGGGUUUAAAGAUGAUAGGGCAAUUAAAACCAACCAAUGAGCAGCUGAAGUUUGUGCAUUCAAUUAAUCCGACAUUAAAGAAGACAGUCACAAACCAGCUUUAUUGUAAAGAACGCCAACAAAACCCCCCAGCUUUGCCGCUGCCCAACUUUGACAGUAAUGCUGUUGCCUCAGAAUGGUCUAAAACCAAUAUACACACUCGAAACAGAGCUGCACAUGGAGGACCAAAAGGAAACUUGUUCACUGAACUGUCCAGUGCAGAACUUCAUUGUCAAAGUAAUGAUCAAGAUGAAUCCAUCAAACAACUAAAGCAAAAAAGAGACGAUGUAACCCUGUUUAGUUUUAGUCAUUGCCCUGUCAGUUCUGCAGACAUUCAUGGCAAUGUAUGCAAUGAGAGGCUCUGUGGUGGCACAUCACUGUCAAGGAUACCUGACACCACUCUAGCUGGUGCCUUAGAAUUGCAAGCUAGCCCUUUACGCAAGGAAAAACUACUGUUAGCCAGCACACCAAGUUGUAAAAGCCCCAAAGUUGAUGAAAUCAAUAUUAAUAGCAAUAGAAAGAUUCCCCCAGAUGCAGUCUCAUUCACGUUAGUGUGUGCCAAAGACGAUAAUUCUGCUGUUCAAAACGAUGAUGCUAAAAAUUCUGCAGAUUCAGACUGCACUAUGAUUGAAGAGCAGGAACAGUUGAAGAGCACUGACAAGGAUAGAAAGGGUCAAAUAAGGUUAAAUCCAGCCCCAAACACUUAUGAGGGAGAAAGACAGGACAAGCAACACGACUCAUGUAAAACUGGUAAAGAGCCUAGCUGGGGAGAACCAACAGAGAGCACAACUGAGCCACUGAACACAGAGAGCUCUGUCAGUAUGUUGACAGACUUGUCCCAGAAGCCCUUAUGUUUACUCCCAACACCAGAUAACAAUCAAGGUACAGAGAGUGCAGGACAAGACUGUCUUCAGAAAGCUGUGGAAAAUGAAGAGGCCUCGUGCACUGCUAAACCGAGUCAGUGCAAAAAGAAGCGAUCCAAACAUAAAGUCGGAAAACAAACUAGCCAUGCCGAUGUCCUUGAUGCAGCCACGAAGCCAGCUCUAAACUGUAACCUGCGAAACAUCCACAGAAGGAAUUUUUUGGGAGAGACUUUACUCCAUCGAGCCUGUAAGAAAGGAAACCUACAAGAGGUUAAAAGGCUCAUUAAAGCUGGAAUAAACAUUAAUAUUGCUGACAACGCAGGAUGGACAGCUCUACAUGAGGCCAGUGCUGAAGGUGAUCCAGAUGUGGUGGAGGAACUUUUGCGUGCAGGUGCAAAUGUUACUAGCAGGGGGCUGGAAGGAUGCACUCCUCUCCACAUUGCUGUUGAAUCUGGUGAACAUGAGGUCAUGACGCUUCUUCUUCAGUAUGGCUCAAAUCCUCAUGAUAAGAAUUCACUCGGACAGAGUGCACUGGACCUUGCAAAACAUGAAAUCAUCAAAGAGCUGCUUUUGACAUUCAGAGAACCUCCUGUUGUACUUGGGCAACCAACUGAAUCUUCUAAACAAGAUUCUGAAAUUCUGCACCAUGAACAAAUUUGGCAAGAUCAAGUUCACAGACGACCACCUGCCUCCUUCACAAGAGAUGAUCAGAGGAACACUGCAGGAAGCAGUGCUGGUUCUGCACCUUGGAGUUCACUUGAGCGUGGUCAGUCCCAAACCAUGAGGGCAACCCCUGAAGAAGUGGAACUGCCAUCAGAGAAGACCGUGACAGGCCAGCUUUGCUGUGAAGAAAGCCAACAAAAACCAACAUCUCUGCCAUUGCCCGACUUUCACAAUAAUCAGGUUCACAGACAACCACGUGCCUCCUUCAAGAGAGAUGAAAAGAAGAUAACUGCAGCAAGCAGUGCUGGUUCUGCACCGAAUUCACUUGAGUGUGGUCAGUCCCGAAUCACAAAGGCAACACCUAAGGAAGUGGAACGGAAGCAGACAGGAGCACUAAGAAAUGAAAUUCUUAUGAGCAUCACUUCUAUCCGACUGAUUAGUAAUGAAGAGCUCCUACCAACAUGCCUGAUGGACAGAUACUGGGAUUCAUUCAUGAACAAAGAUGACUGGGUCUUUUGAAAGUUGUUUAGUUUAUACUGGAAACAGCAAGAAAAAGUUUUAUAAUCACAUAGAACCUUUGUUGUACAUUUGUGGUUAAAAAUGCUAUUAACAGAUUACUAUGGAUGUAAUGAA
Molecule: messenger RNA, 4011 nt
Organism: Neoarius graeffei (lesser salmon catfish)
Lineage: Eukaryota; Metazoa; Chordata; Actinopteri; Siluriformes; Ariidae
Gene: ankrd31
Product: ankyrin repeat domain 31
Exons: 20
Coding region: 538-3897 (1119 amino acids)
Cellular component (GO): nucleoplasm
Molecular function (GO): protein binding
Source: RefSeq, a predicted model, not a curated record